Monosiga brevicollis MX1 is the source of this 1263-nucleotide messenger RNA. RefSeq lists its product as uncharacterized. Gene Ontology annotation, molecular function: protein binding. Gene Ontology annotation, cellular component: nucleolus; nucleus; preribosome, large subunit precursor. Lineage: Eukaryota; Choanoflagellata; Craspedida; Salpingoecidae. The transcript has a single exon. Bases 1 to 1263 code for a protein of 420 amino acids. Gene Ontology annotation, biological process: endonucleolytic cleavage in ITS1 to separate SSU-rRNA from 5.8S rRNA and LSU-rRNA from tricistronic rRNA transcript (SSU-rRNA, 5.8S rRNA, LSU-rRNA); ribosome biogenesis; ribosomal large subunit export from nucleus. The record is from RefSeq and is a predicted model, not a curated record.
AUGCUGACGACCGGUGUCUCGCUUCAGGCCCUCCUCACGGCCAUGCAGUACGUGCCUAGCCUCAUCAACCACCUCUACACGCUGCCCCCAAGUCUGACGUCGGGCUUGUCCGAGCUCUUGCACCGUGCUUGCAAGGACACCUUUGUCAAAGCCUUUUUUGCCAAGGUAAACCUGUCUGCACCAGCCGGAGCUGAAGGUCAUGACGUUACGCUGGAACAGCUCCUGGAGGCUCGCAUCUUCACGCGGGCCAACACCGGGGGCUUUGGCCUGCACGACUUGGUUGAGCGCGGACCGGUGGCUUAUGUCUGCAACAUGGCCAAGCUGGCCACUCGCUACCCUCGAGUUUACGAUCGACUUUUGGAGGAUGCAUCGAGGGCUGCCGACUUUGAGGACCACGUGCAGCGAGCUGGCUUCCAGAUGGCCACGGUCAAGGACGCGGCGACUCAGCGACCAGCUGAGAUCAUUGCCCUCCGCUCCAAGGCCGCACUGGACGACCUGAUGGCCAAGUGCGCGCUGGACCUGCAGCAGGCAUAUCUGGCCUCACGCGAGUGGGGCGUCAGCACUGUCUUGACCAUGCGGGGUCGAGACAAGUUGCGUCGCUUGAGCGACACGACCUUUGCCAUUGCGGUCGUGUCCAUGAUGGGUUUUGGCCUCCAUGAACUCAUCAACGUCAAGCCGACGGACAAGUGCCUGCUCUGCAGCAGCAAGACACCCCAGCCGCGACUGACCCGCGAGCACCUGCUGACCUGCCGUCCCAUCAAGCGACACAACGCCCUUCGCGACGAGAUGGGCCGCCUGCUCAGGUACGCCACCCUCUCCCAUGUCUGGGUGGAAAAGUCUGGCUACAACGCCAACGGUCAGAGCUGCCGCAUCGACCUGCACUGCCGCAACCCCUUUCCCGGCGGUGCUCUGGGCCCAGCUCUGCCCGACCUGGGCAUUGAUGUGACUGUGCGCACAGCCCAACCCCCGACCACCUCGCAAGCCUGCAUCAAGGUGGGCGCUGCCCUUCGCCGAGCCGAAAAGGAGAAGCGCGACUACUACACCGGUUUCAACCAUGGAAAAACUCUGAUCGUCCCUGCGGCGAUGACGAGAACCGGUGGGUUCGCCUCCUCCUUUGUGGAUCUGCUUGGUCAGCUCGCCCGCUGCGCCGAGGCCCGUGGUGUGUACCAGCCGGGGCUGGACGAGGCCUUUGUUCCUCGGUGGAAGGGUCGCUUCGCGGCGCUGGUCCAUCAGAUGAACGCUGGUCCAUCAGAUGAACGCUGA